Messenger RNA from Aspergillus terreus NIH2624, 1689 nucleotides. RefSeq names its product Zn(II)2Cys6 transcription factor. The record is from RefSeq and is a predicted model, not a curated record. The transcript has 3 exons. Lineage: Eukaryota; Fungi; Ascomycota; Eurotiomycetes; Eurotiales; Aspergillaceae. Bases 1 to 1689 code for a protein of 562 amino acids. Gene Ontology annotation, biological process: regulation of DNA-templated transcription. Gene Ontology annotation, molecular function: zinc ion binding; DNA-binding transcription factor activity, RNA polymerase II-specific.
AUGGUAUACUGUGGACCACCGUCCAAAGCAUGCAUAGCUUGCCGCCGGCGAAAAAUCGGAUGUGACCAAAACCCCCGGGGUUGCCGCCAAUGUGCAAGGUCAAGAAAACCAUGCCCCGGAUACCGAGACUAUAUCGACUGCCUGUUCAAAGACCAGACCCAAUGGGCCCGAAGAAAGGUUGUCGCGGCUAGCAACCGGAGUCAAUCUAUACCCGACACCCCGAAUGGUGAUCGACCCGUGAAGAACGAUACCCCGCCCGCAAUUGGGGGUGAUGGUCCGUCAAUCGCUGCCGGAAAACUUCGGCGAUCUGAUUCAACGUCCCGCUGCACUUCACGGGACCGGGACCCAGUUGACAUGCCACAUGCCCUGGCCCUGGUACCUUCAAUCCCCACCAAGUUGCAAGAUCUCGGAACCACGGUGUUCUUCCGACUGUAUGCACAGUUUCGUCACGCGGACGACUCCGGCGUCCCAUGUCCUGCAUUCUUUGAUUAUGCGGGUACGGUCCUUUCGGGCGACAGCGCCAACCGCAUAGUCUCGACUUGUAUCGAAGCAGUUGGCCUGGCCAGUGUAGCCAACAUGCAACAAGACACACAUAUCAUGGCCCGAGCAAGACGAGGAUAUAUUGCGGCAUUGAGGGGUGUCCAUAACGCCCUUCGAAUACCGUCUGAAGCAAGCAACGAUACAACCCUGCUGGCCGUCAUGCUCCUGAACUUAUUCGAGCAUAUCAACUGCUCGGACAGCGGGUUCCUAGAUGUCUGGACACAGCAUGUAAACGGAGCCGCACUCUUGGUCCAAUUGCGCGGAAGGCGGCAGCUUACCUACCAAACCGGGUUGCAGCUGUUCGAACAAUUCUGCCAGACUCUCACAUCCAACUGUAUACAGAACGGGAUACCCGUACCUCAGUAUAUUGUUGAUCUCCGAGAACAGUGCGCACAAUACCUGGACACGAAAUCCAUCUUCUGGCAGAUAAGCGACGCGACGAUUAAGGUGGCCCAGCUGCGCUCAAUGGUUGUGCUCAAACGCAUCGAUAACCCGGCCCAAGUCCUACGGAAAGCUCUGGACAUAGACCAGGAGCUCAAGGUUAUCGAGGCACGUCUGUGGAUAGAAAUGCCCUACACAACCUGUUCGGAUAGCCUCGAUCCCAGGUUUCACAGAGGGACCUACCAUCUUUAUCCGGGCGUCGGGGCGCUUCAUGCGUGGAACAGUCUACGCAUCGGUCGCUGCCUCCUGCACCAACUGAUAAGGGCGCAGAUGCUCAAGGGGUUUUCGUCCAUCCCUCCCUUGUUCCUGACUUCUUAUUGUACCGGCCUAUUCGAGACCUCGCUUGGAACUUUGCUACAAGCAAUUGACGAUAUCCUUUGCAGCGCGCCGCAACCCCUGGGUUGGACACAGGGGUCACCUUCAAUGCCUAAAGGGAGCGAACAGGUGUCCAAAUCGACCCUUGCGGGUUCAAAGCUGCUCAUCUGGCCUUUCUACGUUGUCAUUCACAUCAGCAUUAAAAUUGGCCUGUUCGAUCACGUCGACGGGAUUGAUGGGUGUAUGAUCAAUGUCCUGGAGGACGCGGGACGGCAGACAGGUAUAUUGGCAGCAACCCUACUGGCCAAGCUAUUAAGGCAGAAUCAACUACGCGCGCGCUUCCCAGACAUAAUUCAGAAUGGGUUCGAUAUGGGAGAAUUAGGCUCUCCCUGA